Molecule: messenger RNA, 1010 nt
Organism: Paramecium octaurelia
Lineage: Eukaryota; Ciliophora; Oligohymenophorea; Peniculida; Parameciidae
Source: the annotation of a GenBank genome assembly
UUCAUGUAAUAAAAAAUUGUGUUUGAUACCACCAGUCUAUCUCAGAUGUAAAAGUUGAUCCUUAUUGAGAUGUCCAGAAGAAUAGAGGGAAAGCUACAAAUUACUGGGAUAGAAGCUUUAGGAAGCAAAGGACUUUGAAGAUAAAUUACACCAUAUGAAUGAUGAAGAUCAUGAAUGGGAAAAAUUGCAAAUAGAACUAGAUUGCACACCCCAUAACAUUAAGAAUAGCAAUCAUAUUAUUGGUACGUAUUUGAGGAAUCAAUUUAGUUAGACAUGCUUUAGCUUGGCAUAAUUAUUUUAAGAGAGCCACGGAAUUCAAGGAUCGAAAUAUUUACAGCUAUGAUUUAAUGGAUCCUCCUCUCCAUUAUUUGGGCAGAAAGUAAUGCGAAAAAAUGAGACCGGAAAUCAAUUUGAUGGAAUUUGAUAAGGUGUAUAUUUCACCUCUAUUAAGGUAUUUAAUUUUAUAAUUACUUUACAUUAGAACUAUAUAAACAGCCUAAUUAUUAUUCUAGGAUCACCCGCAGAAAGAUAAAAUACAGUUUAUCCUGUGUCCUCACAUAAGUGAAAAAAUCAGCAGCUAGUAUUCUAUCUAUAAAUGGGGAAAUUUGACCAAUCUUCUUAAAGAUGUAUAAUUGUAAAUUCAAUUUAAAUAGAAUAAUAAUCCGAUUAAGUUUGACAUAAGCGAAUUACCAUAGGAAUUGGAAUUAUGGUAAUUUAUCCAAAUUGGAAAAUAAGAUAAAGUUCAAAACUUAAAACCAUGCAAAGAGGAUUAAGAACAAUAUUUGGUUAAUAAAUUUGUCAAAAAGGGAAAAAACAUUAGAUUAGAAAAAUCUAAACAUGCUGAGAAGAGAGUAAAAAUAUUUUUAGAGAAACUAAAAUCAAAUUAGAAUAAUGGAAAAAAAACAGGAAUUGUCUCUCAUUCAUAAAUCAUCAAAAUAAUAUUAGCUUAGACAAAUAAAGGAGUUGACACAAAAAUCAAAAAUGGUACAGUUUUAGGAAUUAAUAUUUGA